Phragmites australis (common reed) is the source of this 1026-nucleotide messenger RNA. Its product is annotated as probable pectinesterase 66. Bases 1 to 1026 code for a protein of 341 amino acids. Lineage: Eukaryota; Viridiplantae; Streptophyta; Magnoliopsida; Poales; Poaceae. The transcript is spliced from 4 exons. The record is from RefSeq and is a predicted model, not a curated record. Gene Ontology annotation, molecular function: pectinesterase activity. Gene Ontology annotation, biological process: cell wall modification.
AUGCAGCCGUUUUGCUUCUCCAGCCCAUCGUCGUCACUGCUCCUCCUCGUGCUCCGGCUGUCCACGUCGAGCUUGGCAUGGGCGACCGUCUCCAAAACCAUCACCGUGGAUGAGCAAGGGCGAGGAGAUUUCAGAACGGUGCAGUCGGCGGUGAACUCCGUGCCGGACGGCAACCGCGAGUGGAUCAGGAUUCAUGUCAUGGCAGGGAGCUACUGGGAGAAGGUUGCCAUCCCACCGCGGAAAUGCUACAUCCUGCUGGAGGGGGACGGCGCGUCGACGACGGACAUCAGCUUCGACGCGCACGCGCACGCCGGCAUCGACCAGCUAGUUCCCCGCCACAGCAACGUGAGCGACUCGCCGACGUUCCUCAGCGCCACCUUCACCGUCCUCGCCGACAACUUCGUCGCCCGGAACAUCGCCUUCAAGAACGUGUACAACGCCGUGGACAAGAGCAAUGCGGACCAGGCGGUGGCGGCGCUGGUCGGCGGCGACAAGAGCGCCUUCUAUGGCUGCGCCUUCCACGGAUUCCAGGACACGCUCUGCGACUUCGUCGGGCGGCAUUACUUCCGACGCUGCCUCGUCGAGGGCGGCGUCGACUUCAUCUUCGGCUACGGCCAGUCCAUCUACGAGGGUUGCGUGCUCGCGUCCAACAUGCCGCCGGGGCCGCAGCCUGGGUGGGUGACCGCGCACGCGAGGGUCGACGCCGGCAGCCCCGGCGGGCUGGUGUUCAAGUACGGCGCGGUGCUGGGGACGGGCCGCAUCUACCUCGGCCGCGCCUGGAACAGGUUCGCCACCGUCGUGUUCUACCGGACGCGCAUGGACGACGUCGUCGUGCCGCAGGGGUGGCAGGCCUGGAACGCCGGCCCUGACGAGUCGCAAGUCACGUUUGCAGAAGUUGGCUGCGCGGGGCCAGGAUCCGAGAUGAGCAGAAGAGUGGGCUGGGAGAAGCAUUUGAGUGGCGAGGAGGUGAAGAGAUUUGUGGAUAUCGAGUUCGUCGAUGACGGCUGGCUGUCAAAACAGCCGUAG